AUGGCAACGAACGGAAUCAACGAGAACAGCACAGCUCCAUCCACAGGGCUCGGCAAAGAGUACACAGAGCAUGUCAUCAAGGCCAUGGGACCAAAGACAGAUCCACGGCUACGACAGGUGAUGAGCUCUUUGAUCCGACAUGUACACGACUUUGCCAGGGAAGUCGACUUGACAGUCGACGAAUGGAUGACCGGUGUUCAAUUGAUCAACGAAUGUGGUCGUAUGAGCGACAACAAGCGAAACGAAGGACAAUUACUCUGCGAUGUCAUCGGUCUGGAAUCGUUGGUCGAUGACAUAACAUAUAAGAAGGCCGCAGAGGCGGCAGACUCUGCAACAGCGUCCGCAAUUCUUGGUCCAUUUUGGCGGCAGGAUACGCCAACUCGCGAGUUCGGCAGCACAAUUACCUUCGACACUCCCAAAGAUGGACGAGUCGCAUAUGUCCAUGGCACAGUGUCCGACGCCAAGAGUGGCAAACCCUUGUCGAACGCAACUGUCGAUGUCUGGCAAGCUUCUACAAACGGUCUUUAUGAGCAGCAGGAUGACAAGCAGGUCGAGCAUAAUCUUAGAGGAAAGUUCCUGACGAAUGAGAAGGGCGAGUAUGCCUUCUACUGCUUGCGACCAACACCUUACCCCGUGCCGAACGAUGGACCUGCUGGCAAAUUGCUCGAGCUGAUGGACCGCCACCCAUACCGGCCAGCACAUAUUCAUUACAUUGUGACUGCCGACGGCCACAAGCCCAUCACGACACAGAUCUUCGACUCUGGUUCGGACUACCUCGAUAACGACUCUGUCUUUGCUGUUAAGGAUGACCUCGUAGUAAAGUUCGAACCACGCAAAGGUGAUCCGCAAGCGAGCUGGGAACUGAAGUAUGAUGUGUCGUUGGCUGCUGAUGAUGCAAAGGGCGCUGGAAGCGCACCAACUGUAACAUCUAGCGCUGCUUCUUGA
Fulvia fulva is the source of this 945-nucleotide messenger RNA. RefSeq names its product Catechol 1,2-dioxygenase. Gene Ontology annotation, molecular function: catechol 1,2-dioxygenase activity; ferric iron binding. The transcript has 5 exons. NCBI's taxonomy places the organism in Eukaryota, Fungi, Ascomycota, Dothideomycetes, Mycosphaerellales, Mycosphaerellaceae. The coding region runs from base 1 to 945 and encodes 314 amino acids. The record is from RefSeq and is a predicted model, not a curated record. Gene Ontology annotation, biological process: catechol-containing compound metabolic process.